AUGACAUCGGAGAAACUGAAAAAAAGCGACUACAUCUUCAACCGAAUCACGGAAAUGACGCAUCACUGCCACAUGAUUGACCUUAUGAGAGACGAGCAGUGCUUCAAAUGGGCCGUCAUUGCAGCACUGCACCACAACGAAAUCAAAAACGAUCCUCAACACAUCUCGAAGCUCGAACCGUUUGUUGAACAGUACAAUUGGAGUGGCAUGGCGUACCCAACUCCCAACACACACUUGAAAAAGUUUGAAAGGCAAAACCCCAACGUGGCGUUGAAUGUCUACUUUUCUGAAGAAGAUUUUCAGGUCAGGCAGGCAUAUGUUUCAAAACACAAAACGACACGUAAAAAGGUGGCAGAUGUGCUAAUCAUUCAAGAAGAAGGGAAAAAGCACUACGUUGCUAUUAAAAGAUACUCUGCGCUCAUGCGCGGUUUAUCAUCUAGACAUCGAGGUGAUCAUUACUGUCGAAACUGCAUGCACGGAUUCCGCAGUCAAGAGACACGAGACAAUCACAUGAAAGUGUGCAUGGACCAUGAUUUUUGCGAGAUUGUCAUUCCCAAAGAAGGAACAGUCCUCAAACACGAAGACGGGCAAAAGUCGCUCAGAAUGCCAUUCAUCAUCUAUGCAGACACAGAAUGUAUCUUGGAACCUGUUCAAGGUUGUGAUGGAGACCCUGAAAAAUCACACACCAGAGACGUCAGCAAGCAUGUGGCUUCAGGAUAUGCCUUCAUAACCAAUUUUGCACAUGGAGAAGUUGAAGAAUCAUCCGACUGCUAUCGUGGAAAAGACUGCACGGAAAGGUUUUGCAAGGGACUGAGAGAUCAAGUCAAUAGAGCUAUCAGACAUCAACAGAAGAAGAUGAUCCCGUUGACACACGAAGAGAAAGAAGCCCACAAGUCUGCAAAAGGAUGCUUCAUUUGCAAUGGGCUUUUCAAGAAGAACAACAAAGACAUCACAAUGCGCAAAGUUCGAGAUUACUGUUACUACACUGGUCAGUAUCGAGGAGCUGCACACAGUUCGUGCAACCUAAAAUAUCGCAUCCCCAACGAGAUUCCGGUGGUCAUGCACAAUUGCUCACGGUAUGACGAUCACAUCAUCAUCAAGCAACUGGCCAGGGAAUUCAAAAGCCACGAUUUUAAAUGUCUGGGUGAAAACAGCGAAAAAUACAUCAGCUUCUUCAUCAAGCAAUCCGUCACAUUUCAAGGAAAACACGGCAAAUCGCUGAAGCAGAUGAAGAAGAAAACCAACCAAAUGAAAGAAGUGGAAAUCAACACGACCUGCAAAAUCAAGUUCAUCGACAGCUGCAGGUUCAUGCAAAGCUCACUGUCAAGCCUUGUAGAUAAUUUAGCUGGAACCAACAGUGUCAGCUGCAACGACUGCAGAUCAAGCAUGGAACUCAUCGAGAUUGACUCAGAGUACAAGGCGCAAUUCAAGUGCCAAACCUGUUACUGCUCCUACAAGACGGUGGAACUGAAUGAGCAUUCCAUAAAGAAAAAAUUUUCCAACACAUUCAAGCAUGCAAAGGGCAAUGACGAGCAAUUUAGACUUUUGCUGCGUAAGGGUGUUUACCCCUACGAAUACAUGGAUGCGUGGGAGGGUUUUGAAGAGACAGGACUUAAUCCAAAAGCACAAUUUUACAGCAGUUUGAACCUUGAAAACAUCACCGAAAACGACUAUAAGCAUGCUCAAAAGGUGUGGAAGGCUUUCAACAUUAAAAACCUUGGAGAGUACCACGAUCUCUACGUGAUGAGCGACACGCUUCUUUUAGGAGACGUUUUUGAAAAUUUUCGAGACACUUGUCAAAACAUCUACGAGCUUGAUCCAGCGUAUUUUUACACUGCUCCAGGCCUCGCAUGGCAAGCAACUCUAAAAGUGACUGGUCAAGUGCUCGAGCUUCUCACAGACAUAGACAUGUUACUGAUGGUUGAAAAGGGGCUCAGAGGUGGUAUUUGCCAAGCAAUCAAGCGCCAUACUAAGGCGAACAAUCCGUACAUGGGGGAAUUGUUUGAUGUCAACCUGUUGAUCUCGUAUCUGCUGUACAUCGAUGCCAACAAUCUGUACGGAGGUGCCAUGUCACAAAAGCUGCCAACACACGGCUUUAAGUGGCGUGAAGACCUCGAAAAUUUUACUCAAGUUUCUAUAGAAAAUUAUAAAAAUGGAGAUGAUGGCUAUUUUCUUGAAGUUGAUGUCAACUACCCGAAAAAGCUGCACAAACUCCACAACGACCUUCCAUUCUUACCUGAAAAGAUGCGUCUGAACAACGACUGUGAAAUGUUGACGUGCAAUGUGUUUGACAAGGAAAAAAUACGUGCUGCACAUUCGCAAAUUGCAGCAGGCACUGCAGCAUGGAUUGGUUCACACCAAGGUGCACCAAGUCAUUGA
Hydractinia symbiolongicarpus is the source of this 2379-nucleotide messenger RNA. RefSeq lists its product as uncharacterized. NCBI's taxonomy places the organism in Eukaryota, Metazoa, Cnidaria, Hydrozoa, Anthoathecata, Hydractiniidae. The transcript is spliced from 2 exons. The record is from RefSeq and is a predicted model, not a curated record. Bases 1 to 2379 code for a protein of 792 amino acids.